Ochotona princeps (American pika) is the source of this 892-nucleotide messenger RNA. It is a transcript of the gene CFAP299, whose product is annotated as cilia and flagella associated protein 299. The transcript is spliced from 6 exons. Lineage: Eukaryota; Metazoa; Chordata; Mammalia; Lagomorpha; Ochotonidae. The coding region runs from base 53 to 754 and encodes 233 amino acids. The record is from RefSeq and is a predicted model, not a curated record.
CCCCGCCCCGGAGCGCGGCGUCGCUAGGGACGCUUCGGUCGAGGCAACCGAAAUGGAGCAGGAAGAGGGACUGACGGCUGUGGACAAUAUCGUCACUCAGUUCAACACCUAUGAAGACUUUCUCGACUCGCAAAUCACGACGGUGGACUUGUACUACCUGGAGGAUGAAAGCCUGGCCCGCCAGUUGGUGGAGCUAGGUUACCGAGGAACUGGAGAGAUAAUGAAAAGGGAAGAUUUUGAAGCAAGAAAGGCAGCUAUAGAGAUUGCAAGGCAGGCUGAAAGAACACAGAAAAAGACCCUAACAAGUGCUGGAAAAAUUCUGCAAGACAAUUUUCUGAAGGCCCUGGCAGUGAGAGAAGAAGACAAUCUCAGUGGGAAAGUGAGCUCUAUAAUCUUCAUUCGUGACAAAAAUUCUCAUGGACAAGAGAUAUCGGGAUACAUAGACUAUGCCCACAGACUAAAGAUGCAGAAUUUUGAAGUCUACUUUAGUGGGAAGAAAAAACUUCUUCCAAGGGCCACAGAUCUGAGCUUUUACAACUGGGACAGUCAUAUUGCUGUGUGUAAUUCAAGUCCCAACUAUCAAGUGAUUGCUGAUAACCCAGAUGGCUUACUUUUCAAAUACAAAAGAGACAGAAAAAUUCUCAAUGUGGAUCCAAAGGUUCAACCAGGUGACAAUUCUACUAGAAUCUCUAUCCAGACAGAUCUCUACAUGCAAGCAGUCAUUUUUGACCACAUUUCCAGAAGAAAGACUUAAGUACCCACAUGUUAGGCGGUUCUGCAAUCGUUUGCUAAAUUUAAGAGAAUUCUGUAGCCAGAAGCAAAUUAGAAUAAUAUAUGAGUUCCAUAACUGGGAGAUAAAUUAGGAUAAUAAGCUAACAAAAUACAAUAGAAA